CUGAAUUCCCGAAAUUAAAACUGUAUUGUAUUCAUUGAAAGGAAUAACACAUUUUUUCUGACCCAAGGAAGAAACUUUCAAAACAACAUGGGUUAUCAGACAUAUAUAUUUUCAUUUUUCGUCACAGCUUGCUUUAUCUCUCAAGUUCUAUCACAGAAUGUGCCGAGAUUAACAGUGACGCCAUCUGGUGGGUUUAUGCAGAUACCAGAAGGAAAUUAUACAGGGGAAGUCGUAGGAAUUCUUACAGCCAAAGACCCGGAUGAUAAAGAAUCUUUAACUAUAGAAAUAGAUCAUACUGAUGCAUCUGGCAGUCUGGUUCAGUUAUCACCACCAGCUGAUUGUGGCCCGGAUUCGUGUGUAACAGUUAAUAUUACAGUAAAUGCUACUUUAGAUAGAGACUAUGAACCAUCUCAAAGACCUCUGUAUUUUAAAGUCACAGAUAAAGAUGGUAAUGUUGAUCAAUUAAGAACCAGUUUACUGAUAACAGAUGUGAAUGAUUGUAAACCAGAAUUUAAAAACCAACCUUACCAAUUAACCGUCCCGGAGAAUGAACCUAUUGGAACAUCUUUAUUGAGAAUAAGUGCGUCUGAUCCAGAUAUAGGCAAUGGGGGCGUCAUCAAACUCAGAUUGGAGGAUCCCCUGAAUAUUGGAAAUCCGUUUUCAUUAAAGGGUGUUGAUCUGUUCCUAACUAAAGCUUUAAAUUAUUCAAUCAACACAUUUUAUCAGCUGGAAGUCCAUGCUAUGGAUAAUGCAGAUCCAUAUAAUAAUGCUACCCCGGCUAAUUUAAUUGUAAAUAUUGAAGAUGUCCAGAAUAGUCCACCAUACUUCAUCUAUCAACCUUACAUUGGGUCCAUUCCUGAAAAUACAGAAACGGGAUACCAUAUUCUUACCGUACAUGCUUUAGAUGGAGACAGAGGUGUUCCCAAUUCUAUAGAAUAUUUCUUUGUCGAAGGAGGAGCAGAACAUAACUUUACAAUAAAUAGUACAUCAGGAACGAUAUCUGUAGCAGGACUGUUAGACGCAGAUGAUGAAGACGUCCAACAGAAUGGAGGUCUCUUUAGACUCACUGUAAAUGCGAGUGAGAUUAUUCCAGCUGGACAGAAUAAUACUGGUAUAACCUGGUCUACUACAUCUGUUUCAAUAACAGUAACAGAUAUAAAUGAUAACAGACCAGUAUUCACCAAACCUGUAUAUCAUGCCAGUGUAGCAGAAAAUUCCCCAAAGGGUAUUCCAUUGACAAUGGAAAAUGGUGAAUUGAUAGAAGUCUUUGAUAUAGAUCAGGUUCCCAACAAUAGAUUUAAUCUGUCUAUCAAUACAGAUAAUCAUCUGUCGUCUGCUUUUGAUACAAUACCUUCCCAAUUUACAACCAUAUACGGCAGGUCAACUAUCAUUCUAAAUGUCAACAAUACAGAAUUUUUAGAUUAUGAAACUAGAACCAACAUAACAAUUCAGCUGAAAGCAACAGAAAAUGCAACAUAUGAAUCCGAAACGAAAAUAAUAGUUUCUAUCCUGGAUGUCAAUGACAACUCACCAAUAUUUGAUGAAUAUCAACGUACUACGUUUAUGGUUCACGAAAACGUUAAUAGUGGAACAUUCGUUGGCAUGAUGAAAGCCACAGAUAUGGAAUCGGGUGUUAUUUACAGCCUUGAUGGAGAUGAGGAUAAUGUAUUUUCUAUUGAUGCUAAUAAUGGCACUAUAACUGUGAAUGGAUCCCUUGAUAGAGAGACAAGAAGCUCUUAUACAAUAUUUGUAAUAGCCACAGAUCAACCAGAGGAUGAAAAUCAGCAGAGAGCAACUCGGAUAAAGAUAACCAUUGACAUAUUAGAUAUAAAUGACAACGCUCCGGAGUUUACACAACUGCCGUCCAGAAGGGAUAUCCCUGAAGAUUCUCAAAAUGGGACAGAACUAUUAACAGUGCGAGCUACGGACAGAGACAAUGGAACCAAUCAGGAAAUAGUCUAUUCCUUGACUGACAAUGGUAACAUAACCGGAUUCUCCAUAAAUCCCGAUUCCGGAUCCAUAACGAUAAGUGGUUCACUGGUUGGUAUGGUUGGGUCCAGGUAUCUAACAGUAAUGGCGAAAGAUAAAGGGAUACCACCUUUGAAUAGUACAGCACACAUCAACCUUUUUGUUUUGGAUGUAAAUCUACAUAGACCUAUAUUCUACAAACCAUCCCACAGAGAUUACAAUCUAUCAGCUGGUAUUUUACCUAGUGUUGAUGUAAUGGAGGAGCAACCAGUUGAAUCAAAUGUUUUUUCAUUGUAUGCCAAUGAUUCCGAUUCUGGUCAAAAUGGAGAAAUACUGUACUCCAUACUUCCUGAUAAUUCUGAUGAUUGGCAGAAAUUUAGAGUUGAUCGGUUAACUGGACAUUUAACAAAUCUUGUUAGUUUGGAUCGAGAAGUUAAAGAGAAUUAUACGAUUGUAUUGACAGCCGAGGACCAGGGUUUACCGUCGUUAGAGACAUCUAUAACAUUACAAAUAGUACUCUUAGAUAUAGAUGAUAAUCCACCAAGCUUCGAAAAUGAAAACAGGGACAAGCCAUUCCAUUUAAGUGUAGACGAAGAAAGUCGUGACGAAGAGAUAGGCCAGAUCUUUUUAGCCACGGAUAAGGAUGCCACACCCAUCGUUUGCUAUUAUAUUAUAGGUGGUGAAAUGGUGAACCACUUCAACUUAAAUAAAACAUCGGGAAUAUUAUCAUUAAUUGGAUGUUUAGACAGAGAGAGAAAAGCCAAAGUUAAUCUAGUCAUUCAAGCCAGUCGAUAUUGUUCCCAGAAACCUCCCGUAACCUCCAAUAAGAAAGAAGAUUUUACGGCAACGUGUCCUCCAGAAUAUGACCCGGAGAAUAAUACUCUGUUAUGGGUUCAAAUUGAAGUAAUAGAUGUAAAUGACCAGCCACCCAAAUUUAAACAAAAUGAAUUAACAGCAGGGUUCCUCUAUGAUGUUGAAUUUGGAACAAUAGUUAAAGAAUUAAGAGAGGAAGUCACCGAUGAUGAUGUUGGCAUUAACGCAAUAACAUACUUCAGAUUAUUGGGCAUAUCAACAAAAGAUAUGGAAGUAGACAUCGGAACAGUUAAACCUUUGAUACUUGAUUCAAAUGGUACUGUUAAAACAAAUAUGUUAUUUUCCUCUGAUAUGACUGGUGCUUUUGUUCUAGACAUUCAAGCUUAUGAUAUCGGAAAUUUGACAAGCGAUGCCCGAUUUGAGAUAUAUAUAAUCAGUGAUAUUCAAAGGUUAAAAUUAGUGUUCAUGAAAACACCCGAUGAAGUUCGAGCUUUCAAAGGCGACCUUAUUGAAGAAUUAGAAAAAGAUUUACAGUUUCGUAUCAUCGUUGAUAAAAUAGCUACUCACCAGAAUUCUGACGGAACUCCUGUCAUAACUAAAAGUGAUAUGUUCAUCCAUGCUAGAUAUUUAGAUACAGACAAGGUUGUUCCUGCUGAAGAAUUAUGGAGGGCUUUCGAUUUCAGUUCUACGGUCCAUGUGAUAUUAGAUAAAUUUAAUGUAAUUGAAACUAGCCCAGUAGCACAACAAGCUGAAAAGAAUGACUCUUCAGAAGAAAACAUGAAAAAGUCGUUAAUUAUUGUUACCUCAGGUCUAGCAUUAAUUGCCAUAACUUUAGUUUUAGUUCUUAUAAAUUUACGAUCAAGAUAUCGAAGACGACUUCGUGCAGCUAGUACUAAAACUUUUGGCUCAUCCAAAGAUGCAGUUCCAGAUCUCAUUUCUCCAGGAACCAAUAAAUACUAUGCUUCUGCAUCCAACCCUGUUUAUAUGAAAGAACUGAAUAUUGAUCUAACAGAAGACUCAAUGAGUCGGAAUUCUAUUGAUGAUAACGAAGUUGGUGACAAAAAGGCCACUGACUCUUCAGAGCCGGAAGAACAAGAAAUUGCUAUCACACUAUAUGAAGAAAACACGUAUAGUUUUAAAGAUGCCAAUCGUAGUUCAGCUUUAGAUUUAGUUUUACAACAAUAUGAAGAAUCUGCAAAAGCUAAGAAGGGCGCUAAUUCUCUAAAUUCAAUAUCCGCCAGUGAUUUUUCCAAUAUUGAUGAUCUGGAGCAUUCAGACAUUUAACUAACAAUGGAUUGUUUGUUUAAAUAUAUUCUAUAAUAUGUCGAUUGUGAACCUUAAUCGUAUUAGAAUACCUUAGACUGUCUUGGCAUCUAUUGCUCUUUUAAUUCAAUAUACAUUGUUAGUAUUGCAUAAUAAAAUAUAUUACAUAUCUGCUUUACCCAGCAUUUUAUUUUUUAAAAUAAGAUAAUAUAUUAAAUUAAUAUAUAUUAAAUAUCUGCUUUAACUAGUAUUUUAUUAUUUGAAAUAGAAUGACAUAUUAAAUUAAGAUUUCCUAAAUAUACGUUUACACAUUUUAUACUAUAAUUUAUUAAAUUAAGACAAGGAUUUCUUGAGUUAAAAGCGUUAUAAAAGUAUUACUGUAAACGUAUUGUUCUAUAAUUAAAAAAUGGGGACAGAACCUGUGUUGAAAACUUUUAUUUUUAAGGAUUUAAACUGCCGUUAGCUGAUAGAUUAUACGGGCUGUAUUCUUAUCUUUGCGAAUCUAUGAAAGAAGGAUUUUAAUGUAAGCGUACACAGCCUUCACCAUAAAUAAAUUAACUUAUAUUAUUAAAUUACUUUUCAAUUCAUAUUCCACGAAGAGGUUCUUUGCAUUUGUCUCAUAAAUUUAUAAAUAUAUACAGUUUUAUGUUGUAUUUUUAGAGCUUUUCUUAUUUUCUGUAUUUGUAUAUUCAAUUCAAUAUUAUUAUU
Messenger RNA from Patella vulgata (common limpet), 4752 nucleotides. RefSeq names its product cadherin-23. NCBI's taxonomy places the organism in Eukaryota, Metazoa, Mollusca, Gastropoda, Patellidae. The transcript is spliced from 28 exons. Bases 88 to 4065 code for a protein of 1325 amino acids. Gene Ontology annotation, biological process: homophilic cell-cell adhesion. The record is from RefSeq and is a predicted model, not a curated record. Gene Ontology annotation, molecular function: calcium ion binding. Gene Ontology annotation, cellular component: plasma membrane.